AUGACACCUCUCAGCACCUUGGCGACGACAAUCAUCUUCGCCAGCGUUGCUCAUGCAGCAAGCUUAAGUUUUCUAGGCUGUGUCAAGGCGUCUGCCCUCAGCUCAUAUACAGGUACUUCACAAACCAGUCGAUCUGCAUGCCAGGCAUAUUGCUUGAAUGUCUCCGGAAAUCUGCACGGUGCAGCGUAUAUAGCUGACACCUCCCGGUGUUAUUGCGUGCCGAGCAAUAAUUUGCUUAAUGGUUUCCUUUACUCAGACUUGGUCAAAGGGACGGACAGUGUUGGUAAUUGCUAUACGUCCGACGCCUCUUACGAUUCGCAGGUCACACAGGCACAGGCCGAUACCAUUGCUUCUAACGGCCAGGUACCCUAUGCACAAUUCACAGGCUGUUACACCUCUCAGCCGCCUGCCGGACCCAAAGGAUCUCGCCAGUUCUCAAGAACUCAGAGGCUCAAUCAGGUUCCGUAUUACGUCCAGGUCGGGGGCUAUCGAUCGUACGCGUUCUGGAUCAGCGCCGUCUCUGGUCGAUCAGGCUUCAAUUAUACUGGUUACAACGACUGGGAUCUUGAUCUAUCCUCGCUUACCCCCACUGAUUGUUCCGCGACUGGUUCCGAUACCUGGCUGGUUGCUCUCGGCCCGGAACCCUCUGCGACUCCUUCUGCCUGCCUGAAUACCAACUACGAGCUAGAGUCGUGCGGUGGAUGCAAAUAUGGUGAAUAUCUGGGUGAUUACCGAAGGCCUUACCUGGUUAAUACGACUAUGUCUGCGGGACAGGACUGCUCGAAUAUCGCCGGCGCAGAACCAUGGGGUGUAUCCUGUUCAAGUGGUCGAUGCGACAUCAAGGCGUGUAUUGAAGGUUAUUCCUUGGUCGAUGGGAAUUGUGAGCAGAUUAUGUAG
Messenger RNA from Kwoniella mangroviensis CBS 8507, 897 nucleotides. RefSeq lists its product as uncharacterized. The transcript is spliced from 6 exons. The record is from RefSeq and is a predicted model, not a curated record. Lineage: Eukaryota; Fungi; Basidiomycota; Tremellomycetes; Tremellales; Cryptococcaceae. The coding region runs from base 1 to 897 and encodes 298 amino acids.